Molecule: messenger RNA, 2415 nt
Organism: Megalops cyprinoides (Indo-Pacific tarpon)
Lineage: Eukaryota; Metazoa; Chordata; Actinopteri; Elopiformes; Megalopidae
Product: cytosolic 5'-nucleotidase 1A
Exons: 7
Coding region: 260-1159 (299 amino acids)
Biological process (GO): nucleotide metabolic process; adenosine metabolic process
Cellular component (GO): cytoplasm; cytosol
Molecular function (GO): magnesium ion binding; 5'-nucleotidase activity; nucleotide binding
Source: RefSeq, a predicted model, not a curated record
UAUACUUCAGAAGUAUGUAAGAUCAGAUAAAUGAAGCUAAGAUUAUAUUUCUUCGAUAUAAAACGUGUUACAGUUUACCAGCUCGUGAGUUACUUUGUAAACGUUAUUUAGCAACGAAUGAGCUUGCCAGCUAUUUCAGUUACAUUGAUACAUAGGUUGAUUAACUAAACUACUGCUAGCUGGCGAGACAGGUUAUUCUGGAUUUUCCAAGUAAACAAUCGAGCGCUUCAUUGCCAAAUUUCCGUGCUAAACUGCCAGGAUGAAUGCAAAUAUUGUUUUGAACCCUGGGGUCAAACAGAAAGACCCGUCUAGGGCAUUGGUCAUAGCAGUGUCUUCCCAUGCUAUGUUUGAGCUGGGUGGAGAACUAAAGCUACAUUUGCAGAAGGUCAAGCAGGAACCUGAACCCAAAUCUACAGUCAAAGAUAAUGAACCUUUCAGAGAGGGCAUAGCCUUCCCAUUCAUCAAGGCAGUACAGCAGGUGAACAAGAAACUGUUGGAGAAGAACGCUAAUGAAAUGCUGCUGUUCGAUGUGAUACUCUUUUCUAAUGACGUCAGCCCAGCAAGUCAGUCCAGAGUGGUCAACAGUGCAUUGCAUUAUGACCUUGAGAUUGGUAGAUUCUGCUUUUGCAGUGACAAGGAUUUUGCUGCAAGCCUGCAGUCCAACCAUGUGAAACUGUUUCUCUCCACAGACACAGAUGAAGUUGGCAAGGCCUUGAAAGAGGGUUUUCCAGCAGCACUCUUGUACCAGCAGCGUGGCCAGGGCACCACUGACACCCUCAGGGUUCUGUUCUCUGGAGACGUGCUGGGCUUCUCAGACGACAUGGCACAUUUUCUGCGAGAACAAGGGUUCAGUGAGCCUCAGCUCCAGAGCAUCUCCACUGCGAAGGGUGCCAUGAAGGAGUUUGCGACGGUCAUCGGAGAGAUGAGGAGGCGGUUUGGGCGGGAGGGUAGCCCACUCUGCACCUGCCUGGUAACUGUGUGGACCCCCAGGGACGCCUGUGCCGGUGCCUUGAAGAUGCUGCGAGGCUGGGGGCUGGAGGUGGAUGAGGCAUUCUGCCUCGCUGGGGCUCCACAGAGCCCCAUCCUGGCCCAGAUACAACCUCACAUCCUGUAUGAUCAUGGGCUGCACAAUGCCAGAAAUGUCCCUGCACAGUGCUGAUGGCAUCCAUCAGGAAAACUGGGGCCAUAUUUCUUGUCAUGUUUUUUUUUCUGUCUUUUCCCUCACUGCCUGAGGCUCUGCUUGUCGUGAACAUAGGGUAUCACAGCACUGCAUUUAUUUAGUGAUGCCCCCUUGUGUAGGGAUUUAAAGAAGAGCUUGUAUAUCCUAUAUCCAAACAGAGGAUCCAGAUAGAUGGUACUGAGGUAUGAGGGUGACAGUGUGGUGUAAUGGUUAGGAGCAGGGCUCAUAACUGAAAACUUUGAUUCGGUUCGAUUGGCCGCUCAGGACCUUAAUGGAAAAUUGCCUCAGUAAAUAUGCAGCUGAAUAAAUGGGUGACAAGUUAUAUUGUAAGCCAUGUAAGCUAAAUGACAAUAAUGUAAUGAGUUACAUGCUUGCAAGUUAAAAGUGCCAAAAGGUGGAAAAUUACACCAAAUUUUCUAACAAAAUUACGCGUUUUAACAGCAGUCCAAAUUAAUGACUUUUAAGGAAUUGAAACGUAUACACAGUUCGUGAAGAACACACAGCAAUAAGACCUCUGACUAGAAAGUCGCCAGAAUCAGCAGCUUUUUUUCAACUAAAGUCACUAGCAGCGUUGCUAAGGUUGCCACGGUUUUGCAUGAUUAAUUUGUAUGUAUUUUCUGAUAUGACCAACACUUGCAUCAUGCACUUGUAUUGUGUGCUCUUGGUUGAAUUGUGUGUAUUAGCACAGAUCAUCAUUAAGUCUUGGUCAGUCUGGUGCAUAUUUUGCUAAUUUGGCAAUUCUGGAUGCUCACACAAUGCCUUACCUCAUUUUUACUUCUCUGCUGACUAGAAACAACUGAAUCACAAGAUCUGUGCAAGGCUCAUUUGGCAGUGCUUCAAGUUGUGCAACAUAAAAACAUUUGAUCAAAUCCAUCUAAUUCCCGUUGGAAGGAAACUCAGCUGAACUGCCACCUUGUAGAAAGGCAGGGUCACUUGUUUGUUCUCAGCUGGUGGCAUGUUUUACAGGUACUGUAUUUAAAUGAGAUUGAUUGAAAGAGAUCCUCAUGCAUAUAAAGGUUGUCAGUCAAACAGAAUUGUAUAUAUACUUAUGGAAGAAGACCCAAUGUGACUGCCUGUUUUUGGGAGUGAUGCCUUACUCCUAAUUACUCUUUUUAAAUGUGAAGGGAUUAUAGGUGUCACGAGAAGUGAACGGUGGAAAGGGCUGUGAUAACUAUGUGUUUCUGUUGUGUGUGCUUGCUUUUACAUUUAUAUUUACUCACUAAUAAACCAGAUGU